Clarias gariepinus (North African catfish) is the source of this 1875-nucleotide messenger RNA. RefSeq lists its product as uncharacterized. The coding region runs from base 523 to 1158 and encodes 211 amino acids. NCBI's taxonomy places the organism in Eukaryota, Metazoa, Chordata, Actinopteri, Siluriformes, Clariidae. The record is from RefSeq and is a predicted model, not a curated record. The transcript is spliced from 3 exons.
UAUAAAAAUUCAACCUUUGCAUUCUUAUUGAGGUUAUUUUUAAUGAUAUUUGAUAUUUUAAUAACAUUAAAGUACGCCAAUAGCAUUUGCAUCACUGGUUAUACUUAGUUAAUGUUUUAAUUAUUUUUAUAUAAUGUUUAAAUGAUUUUAAUAUUGGUGAAUUAAUAAAUAUGAAAGUAUUUAGUAUAAAUAAAAAUACAUAUACAUUUAUACUUACAAUUUCAACUGUAAAAUAUUUAUAAUGGUACAAAAUGGUGUGGAAUUUCUAUCAGUACAAAAGGUUUUGGGUUUCUGUCAAAGGUGAAGUAAGGCAAAUGUGUGUGUAUAUGUGUAUUUUAUUUGUAUUAUAUUAAAAAAAAAAAUUAAUAAGUGUCUAUUUUUUUAAUCCAAAAAGAACAAAGAAGUGGUUGGUGGUGGGCAGGGUCUUAUACAAAACUAAAAUUGAAACUAAUGCCUGACUUUUUGAAGCCACACAACAAAAGACGUCCAAAGUGUGAAGUGUGAGGUUCAGCUUCCGUCAUCAUGCCUUCAGGAUCAAAUGUACUGCAGUUUUUCAUGAUGAAACUCGGAAACACUCUGGGUGUCGAGACUGACGUCAUAAAGAGGCUGGAAAAUCGUCUUUCUCUCCGUGAAGUGUCUUUAGAGGAGGAGUGUGACGUCAUCAUUGCUUUUGUCCCUGUUGCGUCUCGGGCUGGAACGGACAUCGAAGCUGCUCUUUUAAAGAUUAAGACGAGUCGUCCUGUGAUUCUCGCGGUGCUCCACCAUACGUUUGACACAGACUACAUUGCACCUGAUAGCAAAUAUUGUGUAAAGAGAGAAGGUGUUCUUGCUGUCGACCUCCUCUUUAAUGAAGAUCUAGGACUGCUCAGAAGCUUGCGCAAUGACGUGGCGCUGAAAUCAAUCACUGAUUGUCUGAUCUCUAUGAGCGCUUCACCUGAUGCCCCAGUAGUAGGUGUUGGACAGCUCACACAGAAAACCACUUCUAAUAUUAUUAGUCAACAUCGUUCAGUCCAAGUUCGACCCCAUCAGCCUGAUUUAACACACAGGUCCAGACCACGUCUUUCCAAACGUGGGGUCCACCUUGCAAUCGUAUUAAUGUUGAUUAUUAUUUUAUUUAUUCUGUUAUUUCUUUGGGUUUUUAAAUUAAAAGCACAUUAAAAUGCAACUAUGAUAAUCUUUUAUAUAAUCAAAUUCACGAUGUGAUCCACGACAAGAACAACAAAGUAAUAAAUAAUUGGAGAAGCUAAAGAACUCAUAAGCACAUUAGCAUCUGCUUGCAACUAUUGGCUAACUAGCUAGUGACAUCUAACGUAGCUACAAGUAGCAGAACAUAACACAACUUUGUCUUAUGAUUUGACUUAAAAUCAUAAAUCAAGAAAUGACCUGUGACAACUUCAUCAUCUUCAUCAUCAAAUGCCACUAAAAUCAUCAUUCUAUAAAAUAAAAAAAAUUAUUAUCAGGCAGAAAGUAAAACAAAAAACCCCAAACAGUCAUGUUUAACUUUACAGCUUCGAUUAAAUUUCGUAUUGUGCAUUAAAUAUGCAUUUAAUUAAAAAUACACACUGAACAAUGUUUACCCAAUUACUCUAUAUGUAUUACAUAAUUGUAUCUGUAUAUAAUUUAUUUUUUUUAUUUCAUUUAUUAUAUAAUUUUAUGUUGUAAAAUGUUAUUUGUGAAUAUGAUUAGUGACACACAUUCAUCAAAUUAUUUUUUGUCAGUGUUAUUGACAAAAUUGAUAAAAUAUACGUUUUAUUGGAGAAUAAUUCUUUCCCAGAAUUUCCUGAACAUCUCUUAAACCAGGACUCUCUAAUAUCUCAUCGAUAUUUCUUCUCUAAUCUUUUCUGCAAUAUUGAAAGUUUUCUUAAAAUAAAUCAA